Messenger RNA from Entamoeba invadens IP1, 852 nucleotides. RefSeq lists its product as hypothetical. NCBI's taxonomy places the organism in Eukaryota, Evosea, Mastigamoebida, Endamoebidae. The record is from RefSeq and is a predicted model, not a curated record. The annotation marks the transcript as partial. The transcript is spliced from 2 exons.
AUGUUCCUUUUUUGUCUGUUGCUUGUCUUAGUUUCUUCAAAACGUCUUAACACAACACUUUCGAUCGACAGCCCUUGCCUUACAGACCUUCGUGCAGAAAGUUUGAAGUAUAUAGGGAAAAAGGGUCCAGCAGGUAGAAAGGCUUUUAUAUAUAAGAGGUGUUAUGAGAACGUACCUGAUAAAGACUAUAGACUGAUUUCAUUAUCAACACAUUCAGGGUGUUACAUAUCACAUCAAUCCUUUUAUCAAGUUGUUGGUAACAUAAGCAUCCCAAGGUGUGGGUCGUGUAUGGAGAUCAUAGGACCUUCAUUGAAGAGUGCUACAUGCACUGUCAUUGGUUCUUUUGCAAUGAUUUUCGAUGACAACGCCACCAAAGUAGCUGACUACAAUUCGUAUGUGAGAACUUUCUUUGUUGAUGACCAGUUAUAUCAAUACUAUUCAGGCUUAAAGAAUGAAGAUACAUUAGGAGAUGCUAUUCCUGUCGUCUCAAGAACAGUUGAUUGUCCAUAUAAAGCUUUUCCGAGUGCUAUAAUUACAGACUUUGUGACUGACCCAACAACCCAAAUACAAUACGCACAUUUCAUGUUAUACAACACAAACCAAGUCAUUGCAAAAAUCAUGUUAAACAACUGGAAUUUUUUUAUCAACGACACAACAAUGAAAUACACAAUCCCCGUAAUAAAAAGUGACACCAAGUUGUAUUUGAAAAUAUACGACUUGUUUUAUGGGCACUUUAAUAUUCAAUUUUCGUAUAUCCAAGGCGUUGAUUUCGUUUCAAAUUCGAUGACUCAAAAUCACUUCAAAAUUCAAAACUGUUAUUUGAGACUCAACAAAGGAUUCAGAUACAAAGUG